Molecule: messenger RNA, 16084 nt
Organism: Hypanus sabinus (Atlantic stingray)
Lineage: Eukaryota; Metazoa; Chordata; Chondrichthyes; Myliobatiformes; Dasyatidae
Exons: 2
Coding region: 9177-10100 (307 amino acids)
Molecular function (GO): zinc ion binding; nucleic acid binding
Source: RefSeq, a predicted model, not a curated record
UGUUAUAAAUUAGCUAGUUACCAUUUAUUAAGCUUUAUAUUGUUAUUUAUUAAUUAAUUAAUUCAAGAUUGUUUAAUAUCAUUUCCAGUAAACAAAUGUAAAGGAGAACAAAAUAGUCUGGAUCUGAUGCAGCACAAAAAACUGAUAUGAUAAGAACACGGUAAUAAAAAAACAGUAAGUGAUAAAGUAGUGGUGGUUGCAGGUGUGGAAUGCUGGAUUAAUGGCUGUGGAGGUGUUGAUCAGCCUUACUGCUUGGGGGAAGUAACUGUUUUUGAGUCUGGUUGUCCGGCAUGGAUGCUCUGUAGCCUCCUCCCUGAUGGGAGUAGGACAAUUUUUUGAGCAGCAGCCAAUCAGUGACUGGAAGCGUGAAAAGACAUAGCUCACACAGGUUUGCUGACUGAGCACUUAAGGCAAUGAUUAACGCAGGUUUGGUAUUUUGAGCAGUGGCCAAUUGGCGAUUAGAAGUGAUUGGCAAGAAUAAAUUAAAAUAAGGCAGAGGCAAGUGGAGCAGCUUUUGUUGGAGUGGACACUGCUAGAGUUAAAGCCUCAAAUAUCUACUCUUCGAGGUUUCAAUGAGGAAGAGGUUUGAGUGAGAGAAGCCAAAAAAGCAGUACGUAGUGUUUCUUCUCCAGUUUAUUUAUUGUUUCCUUCAUUGUACUUGCACUGUUAGAACAGUUGGGAUGCCAGGCAGGAUAGUGGAAUGCUCCAGGAGAUGUGGGAAGGCAGGGAAUCCAGUGUCCCUGAUGACUUUACCUGCAAGACAUGCAUCCAGCUGAAGCUUCUAACACUCCGUGUUUUCAAGUUGGAGCAGGAAGAACUCUGGAUCAUUUGGGAGGCCAAAGAGGUGACAAAUAGGACAUUUAGAGAGGCAGUUACACCCAAGGUGCAGGACACAGGAAACUGGGUGACAGGCAGAAAGGGGAAAGGGGCUGAACAGUCAUUGUAGAGCACCCAAGUGGCCAACAUCUCAACAAUAGGUUUCCCACUUUGGAUACUGUUUGGGGGGUGUGGUUGGUGGAACAGAGGAAAGUCACCAUUGUCAGGUCUCUGGCAUUGAGUCUGACUCCAUGACCCAGAAAGAAGGGGGAGGCGGGGAGAAGAGGUGAGCUGCAGUGACAGAGGAUUUGUUAAUUAGGAGAACAGAAAUGCUCUGUAGAGGAGAGAUUCCUGAAUGGUAUGUUUUUUCCUGAGUGUCAGGGUCUGGAACAUCGCAGAUUGAGUCCUCCUCAUUCUUAAAUGGGAGGGUGAGCAGCCAGAAGUCGUGGUCCAUGUGGGUAACAGUGACAUGGGUAGGAAAAAUGAUGAUGUUCUGCAAAGUGAGUUCAGGGAGUUAGGUACAAAGUUAAAGGAUAGGACCUCCAGGGUUGUGAUCUUAGGAUUGCUACUCAUGCCACGUGCCAGUGAGGCCAGGAAUAUGAAGAUCAUACAGUUUAACACAUGUCUAAAGAGUUGGUGUAGGAGGGAGAGUGUCAGAUUUUUAGAUCAUUGGGCUCCCUUCCAGGGAAGGUGAGGCCUGUAAGAAAGAGACAGUUUGCACCUGAACUGGAGGGGAAAUAAUAUCGUAGAUGGAAGGUUUGCUGAUGCUAUACGAGGAAGUUUAAACUAGAGUUGUUGGGGAUGGAAACCAGAGUGCCAGAACAGUACAGCGGAGUUUGUGGAGACAUGUUGUUAAGGCCUCAGUCAAAGCCAGGAAUGUUGAGCAUGGUAUGAAGAGUGCCCUGAGCUACGUACAUUUCAAUGCAGGAUGUACAUUGGGAAUGGCAGGUGAGCUCGGGGCAUGGAUAACACAUGGAAUUAUGAUAUUGUAGCCAUUAGUGAGCUUGGUUGCAGGAGGAUCGGGACUGGCAGCUCAAUACUCCAGGGUUCUGUUGUUUCAGACAUGACAGAGCAGGACGGAUUAAAAAGGGAGGAGUGGUGUUACUAGCCAGAGAAGUGUCAUGGCAGUGCUCAGACAGAACAGUCUAGUGAGGCUUUAAGGGUGGAACUAAGGAAUAAGAAAGAUAUGGCCACAUUAAUGUGGCUAUACUAUGCACCACCCAACUCUCUGUGGGAUUUAGAGGAAAAAAUUUGUAGAGAGAUUGCAGACGACUGCAAGAAGCACAAGGUUAUAAUAGUAGGCGAUUUUAGCUUUCCGCAGAUUGACUGGGACUCCCAUAGAUUGGAGAGAGUUUAUCAAAUGUGUUCAGGAAAGUUUCCUUAAUCAGUAUGUGUAAGUCCCAAUGAGAGUGUGCAAUACUCAAUCUGCUUUUAGGGAGUGAGACAGGGCAGAUGACACAAGUCUGCGUAGGGGAACAUUUGCAUCCAAUGAUGCCAUCAGUUUCAAUGUAGAUCUGGAGAAGGAUAGGUCUGUUGCAUGGGCUGAGGUUCAGAAUUGAAUUUCAGGAUUCUCUGGCAAGUGUGGAUUGGGACAAGCUGUUUUCUGGCAAAGGUGUACUUGAUAAGUGGGAGGCUGUUGAAAGUGAAAUUUUGAGAGUACAAAGCUUGUAUAUACUUGUCAGAGUAAAAGGUAAAGAUAACAGAUUUAGUGAACCUUGGUUUUUGAGAGAUUUUGACGCCUUAGUUAAGAAAAGGAGAUGCAUAGCCUGAAUAGACAGGUAGGAACAAAUGAGCUAUAAGAAAUACGAGAGUACACUUAAGAAAGAAAUCAGGAGCGCUAAAAGAAGGCAUGACAUUGCCCUAGCAGACAAGAUGAAGGAGAAUCCUGAGGGAUUCUACAGGUAUGUGAAGAGUAAAAGGAUUGCAAGGGACAAAUUGAUCCUCUGGAAGAUAAGGAUGGCAAUCUAUGCGUGAAGGUAAAAGUGAUGGGGGAUAUCUGAAGUGGAUUUUUAUUUUGGCAUCUGUGUUUAAUCGGGGAAUGGACUAAGAGUCUAUCAAUGUGAGGCAAAGCAGCAGUCAGGUCAUGAACCCUAUGCAAAUUACAGAGGUGGAGGUGUUUGCUGUAUUGAGGCAAAUUAGAGUAGAUAAAUCCCCAGGGACUGACGACGUAUUUCCUCUAAUCCUGUGGGAAGCAAGUGCAGAAAUUGCACGGGUCCUUGCAGAGAUAUUUAAAUCAUCCUUAGCGACAGGUGAAGUACUAGAGGUUUGGAGGAUAGCUGAUGUUGUUCCACUUUUUAACAUAGACUAAAAGAGUAAACCAGAACAUUAUAGGCUGGUGAGCCUGACACCAGUAGUGGGAAAGAUAUUGGAAUGUAUUCUAAUAGACAGGAUAUGAAUAUUUAGAUAGGGACUGAUUAGGGAUAGUCAGCAUAGCUCUGUUUGUAGUAGGCUGUGUCUAACCAAUCUUGAGUUUUUUUGAGUAAGUUACUGGGAAAAUUGAUGAAAUCGAGGCAGUGGAUGUUGUCUACAUGGACUUCAAGGCAUUUGAGAAGGUCAUGCAUGGGAAAUUGGUCACAGCAUUUAAAAUAGGGUUGUAAAUUAGAUUAGACAUUGGUUUUGUGCGAGAAGCCAAAGAAUGGUCGUAGAUAGUUGCCUCUCUGACUGAAGACCUGUGACUGGUGGUGUGCCACAAGGGUCGGUGCUGGGCCUGUUGCUGUCUGACAUCUGGCAAUGUGGGUAACUGGAUCAGCAAAUUUGCAGAUGAUGCCAUGAUUUUGCGUGUUAUGGACAAUGAGCAAGAUUAUCAGAGAUUGUUGUAGAACCUAGACCAGCUGGAAAAAUGGGCUGAGAAAUAGCAGAUGAAAGUUCAUGCAGACAAGUGCCAGGUGUGCACUUUGGUCGGACUAACUUGGGUAGGUCUCACAUUGAUGAUUGGAGGACACUGAGGAGUGCAGCAGAACAAAGGGAUCUUGGAAUAUUGGUCCAUAAUUCAUUGAAAUUGUUGGCCCAGGUAGAUGGGGUUGUAAUGUUAAACCUUACUUCUAAUUAUUACCCGUUACCCGAUGCAAGAACACACAGUGCUACGGAAGAUAAAGCAACAACUUUUUUAUUAGUAGCUCACUACUAGAGAGAACCUUCCUUCAUCACUCUCUUGGAGACUGCAUAGGGGUCAUAUUAUUUGUACAAGCAUGGCUCUUUUAUACACAUGUAGUCACGCACAGUUGCUAAGCAAUUGUGCAAUUUCUUCUUCACUUGUCCAGCAACAGUAACAUAAGGUAAUUGAUCAUUUAGCGAAUCAUUGUUCUAAGAACCUGCUUAGCAUGGACAGUUCCCGUUUACUUCUAAGUACUUGCAUUAGGACGUUGUCUCAUCGGGCCGUUCUUUAUUUAAACCUUUGUCCAGCAAUUUUGAGAGCAAUGUCUAGUAUGUUCAGAAAACAGUGUAUAAUUACCACCACAUCCUCUAGUUUGUCAGCAACAUCAAAAUUGCUCUGUAACCCCUUUAAUUUCUUCAGUAAAGAAAGCUUUUGGCACAUUAGUCUUCAUAAAUCAAUGUAUUGAGUAAAUCUACUCCUCAGCUUUUUUUUCUCCAGUCCUGCUAAAGGAUCUCAGCUGAAACAUUGAUGGUGCUCUUUACUAUUGAUGCUGCCUGGCCUGCUGAGUUCCGCCAGUAUUUUGUGUUACUAAAUGAAGGAAAUGUGAUGUUAUGUUGAAAUUGUAAAAGAUGUUGGUGAGGCUCAAUCUGCAGUAUUGUGUACAACUUAGGUCACCUACCUACAGAAAAGAUGUAACCAAGAUUGAAAGUGUACAGGGAAAAUAUACAAGGAUGCUGCUGUGACUGGAAGACCUGUGUUGUAAGGGAAGAUUGAAUAGGUUAGGACUUUAUUCCUUGGAAUGUAGAUGAUUGAAUGGAGACUUGAUCGAGCAAAACAAAAUUAUGAAGGGUAUAGAUGGGGUAAAUCCUGGCUUUUUCCACUGGGUCAGGCUACUUCUGGAGCUCAUGGGUUCAGGGUGAAAGAUGAAAAGCUUUUGGGGAACAGAAAGGGAAACUACUCUCAGGUUUACGAGAAUGGGGAAUGAGCUGUUAGCACAAGCUCAAUUUUCAAAGUUUGAGAAGUUUGGAUAUGUAAAUGGUUGGCAAGUGUAUGGAGGGCCAUGGUCCAGGUGUAGGUCGAUGGGACUAGGCAGCUUAAAUGGCUCAGUUUGGACUAAAUGGGCCAAAUGCCCUUUUGCUGUACUCUACCUUUCUAUGACAAACAAUCUAUGAGCAGGGUGGGUUGGAUUGUUCAUGAUAUUUCUGGCCUUUGUCUAGCAACUGAUAUAUAUACCUAUCAGUGUACAUGUCUUGAUGGAGGAUGGGGUGGUGCCUGUAAUGCAUUGAGCUGUUUUGACUACCCAUUGUAGAGCCUUCCUGUUCACUGCAGUACACUCUCUGUGCCAUGCUAUGAUGCACCACGUUAGGAUGCUCUCUCUGCUCAUCUGUAGAAGUUGUGAGUAUUGAUGUGCAUAGUCCAGCUCUCAGAAAAUACAGGUGUUGGUGAGCUUUCUGGACUGUAUGUGAAGUCAGUGAUUUUAUGCCAUGAACUGACUUAUCUCUCAAAGUUUACUGUUUGCAUAGGAUUCAGUGGGCAAGUUGAUGCGUGACUAAAGUAUAGAAAAUAUGUAUCUGGGUUCUCACAGUUGGCUGAGGUUUGGAUCUUCGCGGGAGUCCACCAUUUUAAUAAGUUUAAUUUCAUUAAGUGAUAUUUACUGUGGCCAUGAGGAAAAGUUGGUGACAGUAUUCUCUUUUAAUGCUGUAAGGUUCAAUGAUACAUUCAGUUCCACUGGCUAGAUAACUCUCCACUGCUUUAUGUUGUUUUCUAAAGGUUUUAAUUUGACCCACUUAGCACAGUGCAAGGAGUUUAAUUUGUUUAUAAUCUUUGGAACACCAGAACAAAUAAACCAUUCAUCUCCCCUCCCCGCCUCCCCAAAAAAACCAAGCCUACUCUGCAACUUCUUCGAGAUCUUGGCAGCUUUAAAAUCAAUUCCAAACUCCAGAUACUUGGUUGUCCAAUGUCACUCCUAACUUGUACUUAGUACAACAACAGUCAUCUCAGAUCCAACAUUCAUGAUUGAACUCGUCCCAAGUAUUCUAACAGAUGCACAUAAAUUCCACCCCGCCCAGUAUCUUGAUUGCUUUAAUCAAAUUGUUCUAAUCUCAUUUCCAGGAAAUCUUUGACAUGUGACUUCUCAUAUGUCUUGCACAUAUUUUUAACUUGCUCAUUCCAAGGCCAAUAUGUUCAUUCAUUGGAUACAAUGCUCCAACAAAGGAUAUCUUGAUGCAAUAUACUUUCUAAGCCAUUAUCUAAGUCAUUAAUGCACAUUAAGACCUUUAUGAAGGUCUUUUGGGUCAGCCGGUGGUGUAGUGGCAUCAGGACUGGACUUUGAGGUGGCAAUCCUGAGUUCCAAUCCGAUCCAGUCCCAAUUUAGGCAGCAGCAGUAUCUGCGCAGGAGAAAGGCCUGGUGAUCUACUUCUGUAUCUUGCCUCAAAAAUCCUAUGGACAACUACACUAUCUAUAGGGUCGCCAUGAAUCAAUGAGGAUUCUAUGGUACUCAAUAGCAACAAUGAAGGUCUUUACAAAAUGCUUUCUGAUAAUACUAGUAUGUAACAAAUUAAGGUAUUAUUCUCUCUACAAGUGUUGUUAUAUUUAUGACACCAUAAAUAAAAAUAUGGAACUAACCUGUUAUUUCUGUAUUUUCAUUUGUAGUGUCAUAAAAAAAUUGCAUCUAUUUGUUGAGAAAAGGGGGUUUGCCAGAUAUUGCAAGACAGCUAAUACCAAAUCAGGGAUACUCUGAAGAAUAUACUGUUCACCAGUGUGGGCAGCAUCUGUGGAAAGCAAACCUCAUUUUGGUUGAAGCAAAAAAAAAUGCUGGAGGAGCUGAGUGUGUCAGGAUGCAUCUAGGGGGGGAAAUGAGGAAUCAGCUUUUCAGGAUGAGACCUAUUACCGGGGGUUGGAAAGAGGGCGGAAGCUAGAACAACUGGGUGAGGCCAGGGACGUGAGCUGGCGAGUGAGAUGGGUAAGCUGGGGAAAUGGUUAGGUGGGGGAAAGUGUGAAAUUGGAAUGAUGUGAAAACUGAGAGUUGAUGCAUAUGGAAGAGGCAUAGGCUGAAAAGUGGAAUCUGGAUCAAGGAAGAAAGGCAAGGAGGUGGGGAGGUGUAGGUGAUGAGGGUAGAGGAGGGGAAAGAGAAGGGGUUAAUAGGACCAGUGGAAAAAGUAAAACAAAGGCUAGAGGUUGGGGGGAGGGCAUGAAUGCAGAAGGAAAGCGAUACCAGAAGUAAUAUUCUCUGAAGAAUCAGUAUUGAUGCUGUCCAGUUGGAGACUGUCAAAAUAGAAUAUGAGCUGUUGUUCCUCUAUUCUGCAUCUAGCUUCAACAGUAGAGGAGGUUGGGGGCUAAGGUGUCAGUGCGGGUCUGAAAGGUGAUUUAAAAUGGCUGGCCACUGGCAAGAUGAUGGUUGUACAGUGGACGGAACAAUGGGGGACACAACAAAGAAAUCCCCCAAUCUGUGUCAAAUCUCACCAGUUUAGAAGAGUCCAUCAAGCUGCUGGACUGGCUGCAGUGCUGAACUGCCUGUGGACUCACUUUGGUGAGUUUGCAGUUCAUGUUUUCUGUGUUAUUUGUUCACUUUUUGCACGUUUGUUUUCCCCCCACACAGUGUUUGACAGGCUCUGUUGUAUGUGUUGUUUAAAAUAGUUUCUGUUGUGUUUCCUUGUUUUGUGACUGCAAGAAAAUGAAUCUCAAAGUUGUAUGUGAUGUACGUACUUUGAUGAUAAAUGCACUUUGAACUUUGACCUUCACUGGAAGUACUGAGCACCGGAUGCAAUAAAUAACCCUGGUAGAUUCGCACAUGAUGAGCUACCUCACCUGCAAGGACUGGUGGUGAGGGAGGAGGUGUAGUGGCUGAAGUAACAUUUGUGAUGGUUUUGUAGAAGUAUUCAUCAGGCUUUAAGGGAAUUUUUGAAAUUGGCUGUGGGCAUUCAUGUUGUUUCUUCCGUCCGUUAAAGUCACCCUGUUGAUAGUGUUAUGAAUGUACCACAGCUCUGAGGGGCCGAAGGAGCGGGAGCAGCCCCCUCCUUCCGGAGAAUCGCAAGAUCGCUAUUAAUUCGGGUCUCGGAAGUGAGAGACAAUGCAACAGUUUUGACCAUUUGUUCUUAGAGGCACCUGUGUCACGUGCAAGUCCCGGCUACGUGACAACUACCAUGAACCUGAACACCCUCAGGCCAUGUGGGGGUGGAGAUUGCAUCCCCCUACUUUGAUGGACAGCUACAACUCUGCAAGUAAAGAUAAAAGCGGACUGCAGGAGGCAGUACCCUAGCGAUGCACCAGAGGAACUUGCUCGCUCAACGCUCCCGGGAGAGCUGGAAGCCACUCAACGUCACGUGCGCUCCUAACUCCUUUGCCUGGGGAGCGGGUGGCUGAUACUACCGAGAAGGACUUCGAACUAACAACGGGGAAACCAACGCUCCCCUGAUUUUAACGGAGUGGUCAAAAAGAUACGGGCAAGUCUUCUUUUCGUUCUCACCGAUUCCUCUAAGACACGUGACACCCAGCAAUUCCUCGAAAGACUUUUGAAUGACUCUUUAGAUUUACAAUGGACAGAAAAAUAUUAUCCCCUAGACAACAGCCGAGAUUAAUGAUGAUUAUGACUAUAUCCGGGCUUUAGAUUGCGUAUUGGUGAUGUGCAUUAUCUGAAUGUUUGCAUUAACCUUACUUUUGUGCCCCUUUAUAAAUAAAAACGUUUGAAAAUAGUGACAUCAGACUUCAACAGAUCUCUCCAUCUUUGCUGGUAAGUUAUCCAGUUACGGGAUAUGUAACAACUUGGGUUUCUCGUCUUGGGAUUUGACACCAAAUUGGGAGGCCAGUGAAUCGGGCUUGUAAAUCAAAAAACUUGAAUCUGGUUACGCGGGUAGCCAGACGGGAAACCAGCAAAGAUGGACGUGGGGGAAUUUAUGGAAACCCCAACGGUGGGGGCGGUAGAGGCGGCCACUAAAUCAGACUUGUUAAAUUUGGCGAAGGGGUUGAACCUCACAGAAGUGAGGUCGUCCAUGAAAAAGCGGGAGGUACGAAGGGCCAUAACUCAGUAUUACAUUGGGAAGAAUGUGUUUGAAGAUGAGGUACCAUCAAGUGGGACGGUUCAGUUAGAGGUGGAGAAAUUAAAGUUGGAACAUGAAAUUAAGUUAAAAGAGCUGGAAGUGGCUGAGAGAGAGAGAGGGAAAGGCAAAGACAGCAUGAAAUUCACCUAAAGAAGCUAGAAGCAGAAGAGAAAGAGAGGGAACGGGCUGAGAAAGAGAAACAGAGGCAACAUGACUGGGAAAUUGAGAAGAUGAAGAACGAGCGAAGAGAUCAAGGGUUAGACCAAGCAGAGCGGUUUAAUGUUAGUAGGGAGUUGAGAUUGGUGCCCCCGUUCGAGGAGACAGAUGUCGAUAGUUAUUUCUUACUUUUUGAAAAGGAGGCAAUAAAUCAGAAGUGGCCAAAAGAGCAGUGGGUGGCAUUGUUACAAAGUGUGUUAAAGGGGAAGGCCCAACGAGCAUAUGCGGCCUUGCCCCAGGAGGAGGGAGGAGCGGAGAAUUAUGAUGAGGUAAAAAAGGUCAUUCUCCGGACUUACGAAUUGGUACCUGAGGCCUAUAGACAAAAGUUUAGAAAUUUAAGGAAAGGGUGGAAUCAAACGUAUACCGAGCUAGCCCGUGAGAAGGGGGUGCUCUUGGACCGUUGGUGCACCGCGGAAAGAGUGGGCGAGGAUUAUGGGCGUCUCAGGGAGUUAUUUUUGAUUGAGGAAUUCAAAAGUUGUGUUCCGGAGGAGAUCCGGGUGUAUUUGAAUGAGAAGCCGGAUAAGUCCAUUUCAGAAUUUGCCAGGUUGGCAGACGAAUAUGCCCUAACCCACAAGACAAAGACUCCCUCGAAUAAAGGUCCCCAGAGAGAUCGUGGGAGCGAUCGAGAAAGUCCGACGAGUGAGGCAGAGGUCCCACCGGGAGCUAGCGGUAAGGUUGAGGGGGAAAGGCAAGACGGCCAGAGGUUUCCGGGUUUGACCUGUUUUAAUUGUGGAAAGGAGGGGCACAUUGCAUCUCGAGGCUUUGCUCUGAGGAAGGAGAUAGGAAGAGGGAAAGCCACAGUCCCUAUCGGGUGUGCCGUGGUAAUCAGCAAAUCGACCAGAGAGCCGAGGGUAGUCAGAGUACGAGAGGGCUCUGGGAGUUGUCUGUCACACGGAACCGUGUCUGUGAUGGAGGGAGACACACCAGUUCCCGUAUGAAUCUGGAGGGAUAUGGGCUCUGAAUUAUCCCUGGUUAGCUGUAAGGUACUAGAAUUUGGUCGGGAAACGGGCAUGGUAAAGAUGGAAGGAAUAAAUAAACGGAUAGAAAUGGUGCCCUUAUAUAAGGUCAUUCUGGAUUGUGAGCUGGUGUAUGGAUCAGUUGAAGUGGGGGUGCCCUCAGAAUUCCCGAGAGCUGACGUGGACAUCCUGCUGGGGAACGACUUAGCAGGGGGUAAGGUUUGGUCAGCAAUGCUGCCGACCUGGCGACCGGCGAGUACGGUGGCCCCGUCCCUAGCGCCCAAGGACCAUCUCGCCGGCGCGGUCACUCGCAGCCUGUCGAGAGAGGCAGCUGUGAACGAGAGCAGUUUAAAUCUGGCCAGUUUUGAUUUGGCCGAGACGUCUUUGCUGACCCUGUGCCAUGAGGGUUUCGAGGGUGGUAAGACGAAGAGUAGUAAAGUGAAAGGGGGUAAGGGAGAUGAGAUAGAUUUGCCUUUAGUGAAGAGAAAGGUCCUAAAGGUAGGAGAUAAAGAUGAGAAACAGAUAAAGCUGUUAAAAGGUCCAGAGUUGGACAUGGACGAUCUGUCUGGUUUGGCAGAAUUGUUUGAAGAACUUGAGAGUUCUAAAGGUGUUCCCGAUAAUGAGGUCAGGGCAGUCCUAGAUGGAAAGGAUACCCUUGCCUUGAAGGGGUCUGCUGAAAGGGCCGAGGAGGUUGUUUCAGCUCGCAGGGUUGCGCCUUCCCCGGGUGGGAGCUGCCCAGAGAGUAACUGGGAGGAUCGGGGGGAAGUUAGAAUUUGAAAAAGGUACGGGUGUUGAAAGCCUGGAAGAGGCCAAUGUCCCGCUUGAGCGCGUCCGAGAUGGGGAUGCACGAGGUGCUGAACCUGGUAACGGAGCUCAGAAGAAGUCUGAGGUAUUUGAUCCAGUGGAACGGGGCGGCCGUCCUUGUGGGUCAGAUGGACUUGGUUCAGUGGGAAAAGGGUUAACCUUGGUAACCGGGGAAAGUGUGAGUUCCCCGGCGUUUGUACUCGAAGGAGUGUUCAAAGUUAAUGCAGAAUUUAAGAAUGGGGGGGUGAGGAUUGUUAGCAAAGGAAACGAAAAGUCUGUAGUUUCCAAAUCGAAGGAAGAAAUCUUAAACCUGGCAGAUCGCUCGCAGAGUGAGCCGGGGAAUAGCGGGGCCCCCCACUCUAUUGUUAUGCCAGGAUGGGGUGUGAAAAGGCUGCCUUCGACAUGCUACUUGAGCGAAGAGUUCGAAUCAAACACCAAUAGCCUGAAGGGGACUGAUAAAAGGGCCAGCCACCUGGGUAAAAUCGAGGAAGUGGGUGAAAAGGGUCUACGUUUGGGGCAUGGUGUUGCAAAAAUAACCCCGAUGAACGAGGCUGGCGGGAGUUCACCACGAAAAAUUACUCAAGUUCCCCAUGGGGGGGCUCGUCGAAAAAGAGGCGACGGUUAAUGGAGAUGCCAUUGUUAGACAGCCAAGCAGGUUGAACAGGUUUGCGCCAAAGCCUGUGAAUGAUAAAGACAGCCCCUUUUGGAGACCUGCUGGUUACGUAAAACGACUGAAACGAUCAGUGUUCGCAUAAACUUUUGUAAAUGCACCUAAGCUAAGGGCAUCCCUCCUUAGUUCUGUUGUGGAAAAAAAAUACUCAUAAAUAGAUGAUUAUUGAAUUGAAGUCUGAUGCUACAAGUCUUUAGUAAGGUAUGCAAUUUUAAGAUAUUAAAGAAAGGGGCACUGUAAUCGUUAACUAUUUAGAUACUGACUUGAAUGUAUAACGGUAGUAUUCUGUGAAGAGAAAAAGCUUGGGUAUUGUGUUAAGAGUAAAAGUCCUGUAAGACACUGUACAACUCCGUUUUUAACCGCUGGUAAAAAACGUGGUUUUUGAGGGGAGGUGUUAUGAAGGUACCACAGCUCUGAGGGGCCGAAGGAGCGGGAGCAGCCCCCUCCUUCCAGAGAAUCGCAAGAUCGCUAUUAAUUCGGGACUCGGAAGUGAGAGACAAUGCAACGGUUUUGACCAUUUGUUAUUAGAGGCACCUGUGUCACGUGCAAGUCCCGGCUACGUGACAACUACCAUGAACCUGAACACCCUCGGGCCAUGUGGGGGUGGAGAUUGCAUCCCCCUACUUUGAUGGACAGCUACAACUCUGCAAGUAAAGAUAAAAGCGGACUGCAGGAGGCAGUACCCCAGCGAUGCACCAGAGGAACUUGCUCGCUCAACGCUCCCGGGAGAGCUGGAAGCCACUCAGUGCCACGUGCGCUCCUAACUCCUUUGCCUGGGGAGCGGGUGGCUGAUACUACCGAGAAAGACUUCGAACUAUCAACGGGGAAACCAACGCUCCCCUGAUUUUAACGGAGUGGUCAAAAAGAUACGGGCAAGUCUUCCUUUCGUUCUCACCGAUUCCUCUCAGACACGUGACACCCAACAAUUCCUCGAAAGACUUUUGAAUGACUCUUUAGAUUUCCAAUGGACAGAAAAAUAUUAUCCCCUAGACAACAGCCGAGAUUAAUGAUGAUUAUGACUAUAUCUGGGCUUUAGAUUGCGUAUUGGUGAUGUGCAUUAUCUGAAUGUUUGCAUUAACCUUACUUUUGUGCCCCUUUAUAAAUAAAAACGUUUGAAAAUAGUGACAUCAGACUUCAACAGACCUCUCUAUCUUUGCUGGUAAGUUAUCCAGUUACGGGAUACGUAACAAUAGGCAGUCACUAAACGAGAGAGGUCUCAAACUGAUCAGAGGCAGCAACUCUCAUGAGCCUUUGAGAAGAUUGAUUUUAUUGUGCUCUCUAAACCCAUUUAAAAAUGAUGGCAGUUCACUGGCUUGAAUUUGUAUGCAGGGUUUAGAAUUGCUCAGGAUGACAUUUUGACUGUGCUAACUCCUCUGCUUCUCCAGUACAGAUUGCACAGUUGUAGUGGUAGAUAAUGGCUUUUAAGCUUUCUUUGUGUGGUUAAAUCACUGGAGAUCCUAAAGUUGCCCAAUUUCUAAAUUUGGUGUCUGAUGAUGCAUAAAUAAAUGUGAUAUUGCUGUUGUUCCAUACCAGAACCAUACUUAUUUAUACUUGAACACAGGAGAUUCUGCAGAUGCAGGAAAUCCGGAGCAGUACACACAAAAUGCUAAAGGAACUCAGCAGGGCAUCUGUGGAGAGCAAUUGAAGAAACAGUCAAUGUUCUGGCCUAAGGUCCUUCAUCAGGACUGGAAACAAAGGGGGGAAAUGACAGAAUAAGAAGGGGUGAGAGAAAGAGUACAAGCUAGAAGCCAGGUGGGUGGGGAGGAGGAUGAAGAAAGAAGCUGGGAGGUGAUUGGUGGAAAAGGUUAAAGGGCUGGAGAAGAAGGGAUUUGAUAGAGGAGAGUGGACAAUGGGAGAAAUGAAAGGAGUGGAGCACCAGCGGGAAGAUGAUAGAUGGGUGAAGAGAAGAAGUAAGAGGGGUCCAGAGUGGAGAACUGAAGAAGGAAAAGAGGAGAAAAUUCAUUAGAAGUUGGAUAUAUCAAUUUUCAUGCCAUCAGGAUAAAGGUUACCUAGAUGGAAUAUGAGGUGUUGCUCCUCCAACCUGAGAAUGGCCUCAUCGUGGCAAAAGAAGAGGACCUGGACUAACAUGUCAGAAUGAUUUGCCACCAGGAAAUUCUGCUUUUUGCAGAUGGAAUGAAGGUUCUUGACACAGAGUCUACGUUGUGUCUUGCCAGUGGUAGAAGAGGCGACAUCAGAACCACUGUAUACAGUAGAGGAUGACCCCAACAGAUUUGCAGGUGAAGUGUUGCCUCACCUGGAAAGAUUGCUUGGGAUAUUGAAUUGAGAUGAAGGAGGAGGUGAAUGGGCAGGUGUAGUACGUCUGCUUGCCAGGAGGGAGAUCAGUGGGGAGGGACAAAAGGAUAAUUGCAUCAUGGAAAGAACUAUCUCUACGGAAAGCAGACAGUGGAGAGAAGGUAAAGUUGUGUUUGUUUAUCAGGUCUCAUUGAAGAUGGCAGAAGUUGUGGAGAAUGGUGUGUUGGGUGUAGAGGUUCAUGGGGUGGUUGUUGAGGACAAGAGGAAUUAUCUCCCUGUUAAGGUGGUAGGAAGAUGGGGUGAGCAUGGGUGUUCAGGAAAUGGAGAUGUGGAUGAGGGCAGCAGAAGGAGGACUAGUGUCUUGGGAAGGAAAGUCUCAUUCAGGGAACAGAUAUGGCAAGGAUGAAGGAAUUGAGAGAAGGGAAUAGGAUCUUUUUUUUUUACAGGAGAUGGGGUGGGAAGAGGUAAUGGGAUCCAGCAUAUUAUCUUCCAUGACAUCAGCCAUCUCUGACACACAUCUUUACCAUUCCCCCCCUUCCCCACCCCACCACCAUUCUCUGCUUUCCGCAGGGAUCAUUCUCUCUGUGAUUCACUUGUCCAUUUGUUCCUCUCCACUAUUCUCCCUCCUUGUACUUAUCCCUGAAAGUGGAUAGAUUCGCACCUGCCCAUUCACCUCCUCCCUUGCCUCCAUUCAGGGCCCCAACAGUCCUUCCAGGUGAAGCAUCACUUCACCAGCAAAUCUGUUUUCAGUUGUCAACUGUGUCCCAUGUGGCCUCCUCUACACUGGUGAGACCCAAUUCAUUGGGAGACUGCUUGGUCGAGCUCCUUCGCUCCAAUUGCGAAAAACAGGAUUUCCUGGUGGCCCACCAUUUUAAUUCCAGUCCGCAUUCCCAUUCCAACAUGAUGGUCUGUUCUCUUCUGCCGCAAUGACACCACUCUUGGGUUGGAGGAGCAACUGCCUAUGUUCCAUCUAAAUAACCUCCAACCUGAUGGCAAUAACAUCAAUUUCUCCAACUUCCAGUAAUUUUCUCCACCUGCCAUUCCCUCUUCUUCAAUUUCCCACUCUGGCCCCCUCAUUACCUCUUAUCCUCACCUACAUAUCACUGUCCCCUGGUGCCCCUCCUCUUUCUCUCAUGGUCCACUCUCUAUAAUUUCUUCUUCUCUAGCCCUUUACCCUCUCCACCAAUCUCCUCCCAGGCUUUUACUUCACACUCCUCCCCAGGCAUCUGAUUUCACCUUUCAGCUUCUAGCAUGAACUCUUUCCCCUUCCCCACCUUAUUCUAGCAUCUUCCCCCUUCCUUUCCAGUUUUGAUGAAGGGUCUCAGCCCAAAAUGUUUAUUUCUCUCUAUUGAUAAUGCCUGACCUGAUAAGUUCCUCGGGCAUUUUGUGUGUGUUAUUUUAUACUUGCACUGUUUUCCAGUACAUCAAUGUGGUUUGCACUAACAGCAUUAUAUUUUAGUUGAAAUGAGACCAUACUAGGUGACGGCAUUUGCACUAAACAUCCAAGUGUUAUUCUCUCUUGCAGGUCACAGCCAUGCUGAUAAGCUCAUAAGAUGUAGGAUUUACUGACUAUAUGAGUAGCCAAUGAACAAUGUGCUUGCUUAAGAAGGUAUAAUUUAAAGAUGAGCUUUACUUGUUAUGUACAAUCGAAACGUCCAGUGAAAGGUGUUGUUUGAGGUGGGAACGUGCUGGACAGCCUGCCGAUAUCACUGGGCUUCUGGCACCAACGGAGCAUGAAUGUGAGAGGGAACCAGUGUGUCCGGAGGAACCCCACGCAGUCAUGGAGGAAGAACGUGCAAACUCAUUACAGACAGCAGUGGGAACUUUGAUCUUGCAGCUAGUAUUGAGCUAAUGGAUAUGCUACCUUGGCAACUAAUUAUUCUUUUAUCUUUUUCCGGUGAAUGCUGCUUAUAUGAUCCCAUGUGCUCAUGCUGCUGUAAGUUUGAUUUUAUUGCAUUUGUACAUAUGACAGUAAACUUCACUUCACCUUGACAUGUUUGGAAUGUCAGUGCUGAGUCAGGUAGAAUGCCGCCGUGGUUGAGGAAGGUGUUUGAUAUCAGGCAGUUGGGCAAUAGACAUAGAACAAAAGAAAUUAUGUAAGAAUCUUUAAAUAAAGAGUUAAACAUUUGCCAGCAAAAUCACUUGUCUGAAUUGCAUUGCUACAUGAUGGAAAUAUGGUUCAUAUUUCCCCAUGGUGUACAAAGAUGUGUCGUGAAGUGUUAACAACCAUCAGCUAGGA